AUGAUUUGGUUUUUGUUACUUAUUAUUAUUCAUGAAACAUUGGCUAACAAUAAUGGCAAUAUAGUCUUAAGAAAUUUGGGGGAGAAAGAAUAUUCCUUAUUAAAAGCAAAAUCAUCAUUGCCCCAACAUGGAAAAUGUUGGCAUACUGCGCUCCAAACAUUGGAGAGCAACUGCAACCAAUUGAAUGAUCACAAACAUUCACUUCUUGCUCUGCACCUAGCAAAUUGCUUCUUAGAAGAUUCUGGUCUCACACCCUACAAUUGUCAUUUCAGUGAAACAGAUGACGAGCGUCGGAAAUGCAUUGGCGACAUGACAGACCGAGCCUUCAGUGUUUACAAUGAAUUCUACACUCAUGCAACUCAUAUCUGUUUCUUUUUAAAUUAUGAAGCUUGGCAAACUGAAGUUGAAAGUACUAUAAAGCUUUCUUCUAGAAGAACAGUUGAUGCAAGAGUUGCUCUCUUUAGUAUCCUAAGUCUCAAUAUAGUGAUUGAAAGAAUACUCGUUCAAUAUUAUGAUAAGAUUAUUUUUCAAUCUCCCGAUGAUAAGGUGCACCUGCUAAGUACAACAUGGUUGUGCAGAAAAAUUGCCUUAAUGCUUUGUGCUAUAACGUUAUUCUGUACAUAUUACUAUUAUAAAGAUGGACAAUUGGAAAAUUAUAAGGCUUUACAAAGGAUUGAACAGCAGUUAAAUAUCAUACAGAAAACUCCAAUUAUUUCCAACAUUGAACCAAUUCGAACAUCAACGGAAGAGAGCCUGCAGUAUAUCAGGCAGUCCCUGAAAUCGGAAGAAAUGGAUCAUCUAGAAGGAACUCAUUUCGAUAGGCUCAUCCCGCACGUGUUUGUUACUUUUGGAGCGUCUGGCGAUCUUGCCAAGAAGAAAAUUUAUCCUACUCUUUGGUGGCUCUUCCGAGACAAUCUUCUACCAAAACCAACCACUUUCGUCGGCUACGCUAGAAGUAAAUUGACGAUACAACAAUUACGUGAGAAAUGCCAUCCGUACAUGAAAGUGAAGUCGAACGAGGAGGAGAAGUAUGAAGAAUUUUGGAAGUUAAAUCAUUAUAUUGCUGGCUCCUACGAUCAAAAGAAAGACUUUGAACAACUGAAUCGUAAAUUACAGAAUUUUGAGCAAGGGCACACUGCACACAGGCUAUUUUAUUUGGCAUUACCACCGAACGUGUACGAAAGCGUUACGGUACGCAUCCGACUUACCUGUAUGGGAGAGAAAGGAUGGACGAGAAUUAUAAUCGAGAAACCAUUCGGUCGCGACGCCGGCUCAUCUCAAAAACUCUCCGAUCACUUGGCGACGCUAUUCAGCGAGGAUCAAAUCUACCGUAUUGAUCAUUAUCUUGGCAAGGAGAUGGUGCAGAAUCUGAUGACUUUCAGAUUUGGAAAUAGGAUAUUCAACCCAACAUGGAACCGGGACAAUAUAGCCUCAGUGCAAAUCACAUUCAAAGAACCAUUUGGUACUCAGGGUCGAGGUGGUUAUUUCGACGAGUUUGGUAUCAUCAGAGAUGUGAUGCAGAACCACUUGUUGCAAAUUUUGUCCUUGGUAGCAAUGGAAAAACCUGCCUCUUGUCAUCCGGAUGAUAUCAGAAAUGAGAAGGUAAAGGUUCUUAGAUGUAUCAAGGACGUGCAACUUGAUCAGGUAGUUCUCGGUCAAUACGUCGGAGAUUCAGAUGCUGAGGAUCCGGAGGCACGCUUAGGUUACUUGGAUGAUACCACAGUACCAGUCGGUUCAAACACUCCGACAUUCGCGUUCGCAGUACUAAAGAUAAACAAUGAGAGAUGGGACGGAAUACCAUUUAUCUUGAGAUGCGGGAAAGCGUUAAACGAAAGGAAAGCAGAAGUAAGAGUACAGUACCAAGAUGUACCGGGUGAUAUUUUUGAUGGAAAGGCAAAAAGGAACGAAUUAGUGAUAAGAGUGCAACCAGGCGAAGCAUUGUACAUUAAAAUGAUGACAAAAUCACCUGGCAUAACGUUUGACAUGGAAGAAACGGAAUUGGAUUUUACUUAUGGUAGUAGAUACAAAGGCCUUAAAUUACCGGAUGCCUACGAGAGACUAAUUUUAGAUGUUUUUUGCGGUUCGCAAAUGCAUUUCGUGCGAAAUGACGAGUUGCACGAAGCAUGGCGGAUAUUCACACCACUGCUUCAUCAAAUCGAAAAAGAAAAAAUUCCACCGAUUCCAUAUAAGUAUGGUUCUCGAGGACCGAAAGAAGCUGAUGAAAUGGCAAAAAAACAUAAUUUCGCGUACUAUGGUUCAUAUAAAUGGGUGAAACCGUGAAAUCAAUGCCGACACUGUGAUAUGAGAUUUCAUCGCGCAAAGUACAAA
Cyphomyrmex costatus is the source of this 2328-nucleotide messenger RNA. RefSeq names its product glucose-6-phosphate 1-dehydrogenase Zw (gene Zw). NCBI's taxonomy places the organism in Eukaryota, Metazoa, Arthropoda, Insecta, Hymenoptera, Formicidae. Bases 1 to 2280 code for a protein of 759 amino acids. The record is from RefSeq and is a predicted model, not a curated record. Gene Ontology annotation, cellular component: cytosol. The transcript is spliced from 11 exons. Gene Ontology annotation, molecular function: NADP binding; glucose-6-phosphate dehydrogenase activity. Gene Ontology annotation, biological process: pentose-phosphate shunt, oxidative branch; glucose metabolic process.